Messenger RNA from Morus notabilis, 1331 nucleotides. Its product is annotated as structure-specific endonuclease subunit slx1. Gene Ontology annotation, molecular function: crossover junction DNA endonuclease activity; 5'-flap endonuclease activity. Gene Ontology annotation, biological process: double-strand break repair via homologous recombination. Gene Ontology annotation, cellular component: Slx1-Slx4 complex. Lineage: Eukaryota; Viridiplantae; Streptophyta; Magnoliopsida; Rosales; Moraceae. The transcript has 3 exons. Bases 97 to 630 code for a protein of 177 amino acids. The record is from RefSeq and is a predicted model, not a curated record.
UCCAUCAGAAAAGAAAAGAGAUGAUAAACCCAGAAAUUUCAAAACCAUGAAAUCCUUAAACCAAAUGUCUUAAACCAAUUUUCCCAUCCGAAAAUCAUGAUCAUGGGAAGGCUCUCAAGCGUUUUCCUUUCCGUGAAGCUCCCCCAAAACGACGCCGUCGCGGCAAAGCCAUCUUCAUACUCAACGCCGCCGCCGCAACCAACUUCGAGAAAACCAGAAGCAAAACUUAGCUCUAAAUCAAAGGAAAACGCGUGGUGUGUUUAUCUCAUCAUUUCCACAAAUACCCCCAUCAAGACCUACGUCGGAGUCACCACCUCUUUCUCUCGCCGUUUAAAACAACAUAAUGGUGAACUUAAAGGCGGAGCAAAAGCAACCCGCUCUGGAAGGCCGUGGAUUUGUGCGUGCCUGAUUGAAGGUUUCAAGGACCAAAGUGAAGCUUCAGAGUUUGAAGCAAAAUGGAAAAUCUUUUCUAGAAAGUCACCUCGCAAGAAGAAGAAUGAAAGCACAGAAAAUCAGGUAAGAGACUGCUCACUUCUAUUGUUACAACACAGACAAUCAGCUUUAAGGAGAGUUGAAGAUUCAUUUGAUUGCAGUCAUUUAGAAGUUGACUGGCAUCUCAGUCCUUUCUGAUUUAGAGAUCCCAAGGUGACUGGUAUAAUCUCUUGCUUAAUAGUAGAUUAGAAUUUCCAUUAGACCAGGAAGGUCAAAUCUUGUAGUACCAACAUGACAGUAUCUCAUAAUUGUUGUAUAUUCAUUUGAUGCUUGUUGUAAUAAACUACAGUAUUGGUUCAGGAGCACACCAGAUGGACAGGACAAGCUAUUCAAUUGUAAUUUAUACCAUUUUUUUCACAUACAAAUCCACAAUUUUAAUGGUUAUUUCCAUAUAUUUCCUUUAAGCUACUUUUUAAAGCCCUUUCUGGACAACUUGUGGCUGCUAGCUGUUGUCUUGAUCAACUAGAAAUUGUUCCAAGAGAGAGCUAAUAGGAAAAAUUGACAUAUUGCAUCCAGAUGGAGCCAAAAAAAAAAAAAAAAAAAAAGAAAGAAAGAAAAAAGGGAUAGUAAGAUCCGUGCUAAGAAAUAGUAUCAGACAAAUCUGCAGUCUCAUCUAUAAUGAAAUCUUCUUCUACAAUGAGUCUAAUAGAACAGCCUGAAUGUCUUGUAUUUAGUGCGUUUGUAACUUAUAUUGACUAACAAUAAAUUCAUGAUAGCUCACAUUGUCAUCAUUUGUCUUGGAAGCACUUUGGAAGAAAUUUUUCUUUAAGAAAGCAUGUUGGCAGGGCCACCACUAUCUAAUCCAACUGUUUAAAUUCAUGGUGAAACUAUUUUGCUAG